Oikopleura dioica is the source of this 417-nucleotide messenger RNA. The record is from the annotation of a GenBank genome assembly. Lineage: Eukaryota; Metazoa; Chordata; Appendicularia; Copelata; Oikopleuridae.
AUGGAAAAAAUCUUAACGUCUUCAACCGACUUGAGUGAUAAUACCGGUCGCAUAAUCAAUCGACUUAUUUUGGAGUUGCUUGAGGAAAACGGCAAGUCCGGAAGAAUUUACAACGAUAGUGAGUUCACUUCCAAGUUGAAACGAGCCGGCCAGUACUGUCGCGACAUCGCCGCCUCCGCCAAGAAAUCGGAAGACAAAAUCGAGGAUUCUUCGUCAGAAGACUCUUCGAGCGAGGAAAGCAGCUCAGAGUCCGACUCGUCAGACUCCGGGACGCACUCGGAAAUCAACUUCGGUCGACUUGCGGUUGACUCUACUUCCGAAGACGAUUCCUCCUACGAAGACGACUCGUCUGGCUCAUCCGAGGAGGAAACCUCGUCCGAAGAAGAAUCAAGCGAGGAAGAAGAAUAUACUCCCUAG